Molecule: messenger RNA, 1383 nt
Organism: Lolium perenne
Lineage: Eukaryota; Viridiplantae; Streptophyta; Magnoliopsida; Poales; Poaceae
Source: RefSeq, a predicted model, not a curated record
CCAGUACGCCACACAUCGAGUAGGAAAAAAAAAAUCCCCAUCAUUAUCUAUCUUCUUCCUCCAUCUUCUCAAAAUCCUCCAUCACACAACGGCUUCCAUGGAGCAGCUGCGAGGCGUCUGGGUCUAGGACACGGCCGCUCGAUGCUGACCAAGCGAGGCGACGAUGGCGUGGAGGCGGCUGGCCAGCGGCACGGCGGCGACGCAUCUCCGGCGGGGCGUCUCCUCUCCCGCGCCUUCUCCGCCGCCAACCCUACCCUUCUCGGCAGGAAAGCGCUGCAGGGCAUUCGGUCGCGGUGUUCGAGAUGGGCCCCCGCGUUUCAAGCUGGCGCCCCCGGGCUGGGAGCUCUGCUGGCGACCAGGGUGUCUUCCGGAGCUCGUCCGAAGCUGCCAGGUCUCCUGAAGGCAUUUGGGACAGGCGGCUCCGCCAUUGCUGUGAUGCUUUAUCCAAGAGAGGUUGCUCAGGCAGCAGGUCCAAGUCAAGUGGUGUCUUUAUUGACCUGUAUCGACUGCAUGGCGCAUCUGUUCUGGGAACACAGUCUGUUGUUAUGUAUGUGAUGAUGGAACUGCUGAUUUUUGACCCGAGAGAUUAUGAUACGUCAAGGAGGAGAUAUCUGAGCCAUGCGCCGGCAGAGAUGCAGCAGGGAGGAAGAGACGGGGAUGAGGGCAGGCGCUAGGAAGAGAUUGAGGCUGAUGGUUUGCUUCUGCUCAUUAGCUGUUUUGCAACGAGAGCAGUUGCUUUCCUCACGAAGUGUCGUCAGUAUUUAAUCUGCUACUGCCUGCUAUUGUACUUUUCUGUCCUGACAGUAAAGUUUUUCUUAGUAACUUAUUUUGGCAGAUUCGGUCUAGCUCUACAAUCUUUUAUGGCUAAAUUUUUUGAGUCAUAUUUGGUCAAAAAGUAAAGUAGUAGUAACUUAUUUCAGCAGUCAGUCCAGUUCUACAAUUUUUAUAGCUUAAAGUUUUUUCUAUGAUAGUGCACAUAGGUUAAGGAGCAGACAAUCAGAAGAGCAAGAGGAUGCAAAGGAAGAUGGCGUAUGGAAUCUAUGAGUAUGCUAGUGUGUCGUUUCAUCGCGUUGAAGAGGAUAAGAAGAUUACCGGAGCCACGUUGUCCGGCAACACAACCGUGUAGAUUUGUGUAUGAGUGUGACCUAGGUUGUCCGCAGAAGCAGGCCGGAGUUGUGUUUUUUGGUGGUUUCAUCGUUUGUGCUUUGUUUAAAUAGCAGGCGUUUUGCUUUGUUCCUGUAACCGAGUAGGAAAUUGAGUCGGAAGCUUUGUAGGAAACUGAGUCUGUAACCGAGUAGGAAAUUGAGUCGGAAGCUUUGUAGGAAACUGAGUCGUAUUUUUUUCUCUAUCUAACAGGUAUUUUGUAACCAAGUAGUAAAUUGA